Plasmodium inui San Antonio 1 is the source of this 1341-nucleotide messenger RNA. RefSeq lists its product as hypothetical. The record is from RefSeq and is a predicted model, not a curated record. Bases 1 to 1341 code for a protein of 446 amino acids. Gene Ontology annotation, biological process: rRNA base methylation. NCBI's taxonomy places the organism in Eukaryota, Apicomplexa, Aconoidasida, Haemosporida, Plasmodiidae. The transcript is spliced from 3 exons. Gene Ontology annotation, molecular function: rRNA (pseudouridine) methyltransferase activity.
AUGGAAGGGAAAUUUUCAAUGCAAAGAAAGGCAGCCGUGGGGAACAAAAAAUCAACGGAUGGUAAACAUGUAAUUAGAGGGACGCGAGAAGGUGGUUCUCACAAGGUGGAGAAGGAGAUGGGAAAACAGAAAAGAAGACCAAAUGGGGAAGGAAAAGGGGCAGAGGAGACGGAAUGGGGCGCAGGCAGCAACCGGAAGUGUCAUAACCCCCUAACGAAGGGGAAAGCAGCCCAUCGCAGGUUUAAUAGUAGCAUGUUCCGAAACAGUCAUCGAAGUGGCAACAUGCGAGGAGUAGCUGGAAAGGGAAAGCACCAGGGUGGUCUCUAUGGGGGGGGAAGAAAAAGCAGAAAUGGCGCAGAAAGGUGGUACCCCUAUGGGGGGAUAUCCGUUGGGGACGCGGCCAAUCAGUAUGGUAAUCAUGCCACCAUGGAGGGGGGCAGCGAGGGCGGCGGCCAAGACGGCAGCCAGGACAAUGAAAACUCCCCCCACACAUUUAGAGACGCGUACUACUACGACAACGACAGCUCAGCGGCGAGCGAGGGAGAAGCCCCCAUGGGGCAAAUGAACCAUGCAGAGGAGACAAGUUCGAAGCAGCCCCGUAUUAACAGUGACCAGCAGCCCACCAUGGAUUACGUGGAGUAUAUGAAUCAUCUCAAAAAGGGAGAAGAUCCAAACGUUGAUAAGAAAGACACAUUGGACUCCUCCGAAGGGAAGGAAGAGGUUGGCAGGGACGCACCCGCUGAUGAGCAUCACAUGGCAGCUGGUGAGCAUGAAGAAGGCGUUUUUAAGAUCUUCCUUCUGUUCUCCCCCCUCGCUGUUACAAGCAUAAGAAACAGAAAGUGCGUUAUAAAUGCCGAUGAGCACAUGUCAUUUCUGGAGAAAAAAUUGGAGACUGUGCAAGAUUUAAUGUCUGGUGCAAGGAGUGCAAAGGAGAAGGUCUUCCUCAGGGCCAAAGUGGAAGCAAUAGAAAAUAAGCUCAGGAACAAGGUCAUGUUAAAUCUGAUGCUGCGGAAUGUCGUGCUCGACCCGGACGGGCGUCCCCUCCUGAAGGUCCUGCCCCACCCGGUCAAGCGCUACGUGGGGUCCUCCGUGUGCAUUGGAAUUUCAAACAUGGGUUUUCCCGCCGAUGUUAAAAAACUAUCGAAGAAGAUAAAGGAGACAAAAAACGACUAUUCAUUUUUCCUUUCUCUGUCCGCCGCCUUUGAUCUGACACACUUUAUCGAAUCCAUUUCGAGAAACGAAUCUGAGUGUUUCCCCUUGGACUAUGUCAUCCGCGUGUCUGACCUCCCCCUGUCCACAGUUGCGAUCUGUUCCAAGUUGACGCAUUUUUUAAAUGACUAA